AUGCUACUGCUAAAAUGGCAAAGGCCCACUCAGCCUGGCGAGCUUGAUGCUCGAGCGAACGAGAAGGUCCCCUCAACCUGCCGAGCGUUAUACUCGAGCAAAUAUGAGAAAGGCCCACUCAGCCUGGCGAGCUACGUGCUCGAGCGAACGAGGAGGUCUCCUCAACCUGGCGAGCUUGAUGCUCGAGCAAACGAGAAGGUAUCCUCAACCUGCCGAGCGUUAUACUCGAGCGAAUGUGCGAAAGGCCCACUCAGCCUGGCGAGCUACAUGCUCGAGCGAACGAGAAGGUCCCCUCAACCUGGCGAGCGUUAUACUCGAGCAAAUAUGAGAAAGGCCCACUCAGCCUGGCGAGCUACGUGCUCGAGCGAACGAGGAGGUCUCCUCAACCUGGCGAGCUUGAUGCUCGAGCGAACGAGAAGCCUGGCGGGCUUACUGCUCGAGCGAACGAGGAGGUCUCCUCAACCUGGCGAGCUUGAUGCUCGAGCGAACGAGAAGCCUGGCGGGCUUACUGCUCGAGCGAACGAGAAGGUCCCCUCAACCUGGUGA
Penicillium atrosanguineum is the source of this 546-nucleotide messenger RNA. Its product is annotated as valyl-trna synthetase. The record is from RefSeq and is a predicted model, not a curated record. Lineage: Eukaryota; Fungi; Ascomycota; Eurotiomycetes; Eurotiales; Aspergillaceae. The transcript has 3 exons. Bases 1 to 546 code for a protein of 181 amino acids.